CUGUGUUACAGACUAAGGGACAUUCUCUGCUGAUAGGUGAAGGUACAUUCUCUGCUGAUAGACGUCCACGCCUCGAAGGAAGUCGAUCCACGGAUUAGGCCCUGGAAACCGUUUCCUUCAGCGGUGAUGAUACAGCAAUGCAGGAGGAGGAGAAGAAAGCAUUCACAUCGCUUAAUAAUGAGAACAGCAAUACCAUCCGUCCAGCAGACAAGGGUUUCCUUUGCAAGACAAGUCCAGGCUUCAGAAAUGGGUGAGCAACAUGAAGAGGGAGCAGUGGACCCCUAGUCGACAUCAGUAUCUGUGCAGUGAGCACUUUACAGCGGACUGCUUCGAUAUUCGAUGGGGAAUCCGGUACCUGAAGAAUACAGCCAUCCCCACCAUUUUUCCUUCUAGUGAAGAUGACGAUGAGAAGAAAACGACAAACCUGAAAAGAAGCCUCAAGGCUAAAACCAACAUUUCACUCGGUGAUCCUGAGCUUGCAACAUUCGACUCUCCUGCCAGUAAAAAAAGGCCACUCAUUUUGAGCAAAACAGGCAGAAAGUCCCAGUCAGCAGUGAUAAACAAUAUGUCUGGGGAACGCACAGAGAUGGUAUUUGAACCUGCAGUGUUGGACUCUCAUUUAGAACGUUCUGAGAUACAGACUGGUGCUUGUGAGAAACCACUUGAUGGUGAAACGGCAGCACAGUCUCCAAGCAGGGAACUCUGUUCUGAAGAGCAGGCCGAGUCCACUGUGACUGUAUUGUGCUGUGAGCCAGGUUCAUUCUCUGAUGCAGGGGCAAACAUGGAUGGAGAUGCAUUCCAGGCAGUGCUGGGUCAGGCUUUUAGCUUUGUCCCCAUGGAACUGGUCAAGGACAAAACCACAGGCUGUUUUUUAGCAGAGAGUGGACUCACUGAUGAAGAGAAGGUUUCUGUUUUUGAGCAUUCGUACUGCAGACCGGAUACUGACAAAGAUGAGCUCUGGAGGAAGAUCUUGAGUUUGCACGCAAAGAUCUUAGAACUGGAUCGCAGGGAGGAGAGCACGGUGGCUAAGAUCCGUGCCCUGGAGAACGAGGUAGCCCUCCUGAAGAGGGAUGGUGCUGUUUUUAAAGAGAAGCAGAAAGUUUAAAAGAGUGUAUAUCAUCUGUGCUGGUCUGAAUUUUUACAAGAUGGAACGAGAUGUUAAUAUAUUCUUACAGUUAAUUUGCUUUUGUAGAAAUGUUGCAAAUGCUUUCAUACAAACCUUACACAAAGCACACCAGAAGACGCUGCGCUUCAGUCAUAUGUCUGCUGGAUUCCUUAAUGCUGACCUGAAUUUAUGCGUACACACAUAAUAAAGUCAGACCAGCCUCAGACCAUGCAUAUCCUCAAAGGAUGAAGCCAUGGCUGUUUUAGACAAUUUAAACACAAUUUCUAACAAAAUAAUAUAGCAAAUACCUAAAAAAAAA
Molecule: messenger RNA, 1424 nt
Organism: Maylandia zebra (zebra mbuna)
Lineage: Eukaryota; Metazoa; Chordata; Actinopteri; Cichliformes; Cichlidae
Product: THAP domain-containing protein 5
Cellular component (GO): nucleus
Source: RefSeq, a predicted model, not a curated record